UAGACAUUUCAAACAUAAAUUCCCGAACAUAAAGUCAUAUUCAGGUGUUACGCACUGAAUGGUGAACGAUAUCCGACGAGAUGGGUUUACUUUUCAAAAUUUGAAGAGGAGCAGGAGGGAAUCAAAAUUUCAUUGGACUCGGAGGCUCUCGAUUGAUGGUGUGGCAUAUAGGAGAUCGUUCUGUCAAAAAGCUGCUAUUUCAUGCACGCUCCGAUAUCCUGGAAUGUUAUGAUUGCGAACAAAUCUAUGAUGGGAAUUGUGCAACUGGAACCGAUCUCGAAAAAACUUUUUGCUUUGAAACGGCCGUUUCCUGUUACUCUAUAGUUUUUUACAAUCCAUUCAAUGAGGGCUACGGUGGAAAGUACAACUACAGAAGAGGUUGCACCAUGUUUAACGAAACUAAGGAAUUUGUGAACUUCACAUCAAUUGGCUUCAGUUUGUUGGAGGAAUAUGUUGGACCCACUAUAAUCUGCAAUACGUCUUUAUGUAACAACGAUCCAAUUAAAUUAUUCAAAGUUGAGGAUCCACUGGGCAUCAAAUUGUAAUAAUUGAAGAAUUUAGUGUUUCUCGAGCACGCGGUAUACGUGGCAACAUUG
Harmonia axyridis is the source of this 596-nucleotide messenger RNA. RefSeq lists its product as uncharacterized. The record is from RefSeq and is a predicted model, not a curated record. The transcript has 2 exons. Bases 156 to 545 code for a protein of 129 amino acids. NCBI's taxonomy places the organism in Eukaryota, Metazoa, Arthropoda, Insecta, Coleoptera, Coccinellidae.